AUGACAUAUGUUACCAUGGAUGCAAACAACACCAAUGAUUUACAUCCAAAAGAAUUUAUCCUUACUGGAUUUCCUGGGAUUGAAGACAAGCAACGUUGGCUCUCAGUUCCUUUCUUUAUUAUCUACAUUGUGGGUCUUGCUGGUAAUACUGUGACAUUGUUAAUCAUCAAAACAGAAAAAAGUCUCCAUGAACCAAUGUAUUUAUUUAUCUUCAUGUUAGCUUUUGUAGAUAUUGUGUUAGUAAUUAGUGCUCUAACUAAAUUACUGGCAAUAUUGUGGUUUGAUGCCAAGACUAUCACAUUUGAAACAUGUAUUAUACAGAUGUUUAUAGUACACUUCUUCACAGGAUUUAGUGCUUCUCUAUUGGUUGUAAUGGCAUUUGACAGAUAUAUAGCAGUGUGCAAUCCACUCAGAUAUCCAAAUAUUGUAACAAACAAAUUUAUUGCUAUAGCUGUUGCAAUAGCUAUAAUAAGACCCUUGGGUCUAUUGUUACCUUUGCCAUUAUUUGCUGUUGGAUUCUCAUAUUGUAGAACCAAUGUUAUUGAUCACUGUUAUUGUGAGAUGUUUGCACUUAUUAAUAUUGCAUGUGCAAAUUUGGAACUAUCUGUACUUUAUCUAAACUGGCUAUUUAUUGUAAUGACAAUGCCAGAUAUGGCAUUGGUUGGUCUAUCAUACUGUUUAAUUCUCUCAGUAAUAUUAAAAAUGAAGACUAAAGAAGCUCGUCAGAAGGCCUUCAGCACAUGCAGCUCUCAUUUCUCAGUGAUUCUAACAUUUCAUGCAUUAUCCAUAGUAUCAUUUGUGUUGACUAAUGCUCUGCCUUACCUUCGUGUCAUGGCUUCUGUCUUAUUUGUAGUCAUUCCUGCUGCAUUAAAUCCAUUCAUAUACUGCUUAAACAUUAAAAGGAUUCGUGAAAAGAUAAAGAAGGUUUUUAAUUCCAAGGUUAUUCUUUUGUGUGAUAGGUAA
Messenger RNA from Protopterus annectens (West African lungfish), 963 nucleotides. Its product is annotated as olfactory receptor 52E8-like. Gene Ontology annotation, molecular function: G protein-coupled receptor activity; olfactory receptor activity. The record is from RefSeq and is a predicted model, not a curated record. Gene Ontology annotation, biological process: G protein-coupled receptor signaling pathway. Gene Ontology annotation, cellular component: membrane. Lineage: Eukaryota; Metazoa; Chordata; Ceratodontiformes; Protopteridae. The transcript has a single exon. The coding region runs from base 1 to 963 and encodes 320 amino acids.